GUGAAGUUAUAUGAACCGAUUGUAAAUUGUAUAUUUCUACAAUGACAUUGGCGCAUCGUGCGCUCUUCACGUGGUUCAUACUACUGGUCUUUCUUAUACUGCUUUGCCUACGCCUUGAUCCUCGUACAACAUGGAACUGGUUUGUGACGUUCAUACCGCUGUGGAUUUUCGACGGUAUUCUUGUAAUUUAUGUUAUCAUCAAGAUUAUUCGGAAGUGGCGCAACCUAAAGCGUCUACGUGAGCUGCUCUUACUAUACAAAUGGAAUAUUAGUGGAGUGCUUUUGACAAUUAGUUCGCAACUGUUUAUCUGCCUUACUCUAGAGUUUCCGCAGGCAAUACCCAUCUAUGUUACUAUGCUGCCCAUAUCUACGCUUCUUCUUCUCGCCAUUAUCUAUGUAGCCGGACGAUUGCGAAAGCGUGAAGGAUGGUUGUUAUAAACUUGCCCAUUAUAUAUUCUUAAAUAUUAACAUAAGUAAAUAUUUAUUCUAAGUGUAAAUACAAUUAAAUAUAUAAUUAAAAGCCGUA
Molecule: messenger RNA, 525 nt
Organism: Scaptodrosophila lebanonensis
Lineage: Eukaryota; Metazoa; Arthropoda; Insecta; Diptera; Drosophilidae
Product: transmembrane protein 60
Exons: 1
Coding region: 42-437 (131 amino acids)
Source: RefSeq, a predicted model, not a curated record